CCCAGUGGAGUGAGAGAAGGGUCGCGCGAGAGUCGUAGGUGGAGUUGGUGGGCGCUAUGCUGUCACCCGAGGCUGAGCGAGUACUGCGGUACUUGGUAGAGGUGGAGGAGCUCGCUGAAGAGGUGCUGGCGGACAAGCGGCAGAUCGUGGACCUGGACACUAAAAGGAAUCAGAAUCGAGAGGGGCUAAGGGCCCUGCAGAAGGAUCUCAACCCCUCUGAAGAUGUGAUGGUUUGCUUUGGGAGCAUGUUUAUCAAGAUGCCUCAUCCUGAAACAAAGGAAAUGAUUGAAAAAGAUCAAGAUCAACUGGAUAAAGAAAUAGAAAAACUCCGGAAACAACUUAAAGUGAAGGUCAACCGCCUUUUUGAAGCCCAAGGCAAACCAGAGCUGAAGGGUUUUAAUUUGAACCCCCUCAACCAAGAUGAGCUUAAAGCUCUCAAGGUCAUCUUGAAAGGAUGAGACUCAAGAACCAAGAUGGGGGACCAGUGACCAGCAACCCCCACAGGGUCAUGGAGGACCCAAGACCCUCCAACCUUGACACCUGUAAGGACAGUAUCUGCCCUGUAAGGGGACAGGCAUCAGGACUCUGGCCAUGAAAACCUCUUUGUCUGUAGUGCUUGGCUGCUCUGUGACGGCAGGAGGGAACCCUCAGCCUGUCUGGCUGCUGGACCUGGACACCAGGGCACAGUGCACACAAGACCUAUUGAUGGGCCCUGGCAGCCAUGAGUGGGUGUGUGGAGCCGUGGCUGUGGGGGUGUGUGAAUGACUGCAGCAGGCACUUCUCAACAAUAGCCUGCUGUUCACAAGGACCCUGAGCAGGGAGGGAGUGAGGGAGGGAGCAGAGUGGAGCUUCAUUCCAGCAUUCCUCUCAGAAGGGAGGGAGGUUUUCAGGCAGAUGCCAUGAGGUGGGAAUAAAGCAGGAGGCUCAUGCGUGGAUGCUGAAUGAAGAACAGAAUCUUGGUGCUUUCUGGUUCAGCACCGUACCUGUGUGUGUGCCCCACAGAUGGCUGCCAGCUCCAUUUCUGCCCUUUUUCCCUGCUUGAUUCCAAGAGUAGGUGCUGCCUAGCAGCCCUUUGUGGCCACUCUUUCGUCAGGACACCCUGCAGAGUCCUGCACCAGGCCUGCAUGAGUGGGUGCUCCUCCUACCUUGUGACACUUGUCAAGAGUGCCCCUGCACCCCCUCUGAAAGUGGGGGCUGGCUAGUGCUGCUUAGUACUGUCUACCUUUAGUGGUAUGAAUCGCAUGAAGUCAAAACUCGUGUGUGUUCAUUAAGGGCUCAAUAAAGGUUAGCUGAAUGAAUAAAUAGCAACUAGUCUACUCGCCUCAUCUAGUCCUUCAGUAAGGGCAUGCUGCUCCAUUUAGAAUACCACCUAUGAAUGUGGUUCUUACCUUCAAAUGAACCUGUGGUUUGACAGGCAGGUGAAAACAAAUGGCAGCAUGGCAGGGGCACACCUCUCCUGGUCCCCUCACUCCUUUGCUCGGGCUCAUAGUUACAUAGAAACACAGGCUGUCGUGGCCAUUUCUUACAUUUUUUUUCAAAAGAAGCUAGACAUUCAGGUUGUGAAGUUGAUUAGAAAUUACUGUGUGUUUUCCCUGCAAUCUCUUUUAAGAAGUAGGUGGGUGGAAUUGGAAACCAACUAUGUCCAUCCACGGGGGACUAGUUAAAGGAAUCGGUAGCUCCAGGUAGGGGAGUACCAUACAACUACAAUCAAGAAUAAGGAACAAGCUGCAAGACACAUCAAGUGAGAAAAGCAAGGGGAAGGUAGGUGUCUUAUAAGCUAAUAAUGUGUGUGCAAAUGCAAUGUGAUUCCCUCAGAACAGCAUCUGCAGGGUUGGGGCACAGAGGUGGGAGGGGAGAUUUCAUCCUAAACCCUUUUGUAAAUUUUGCGUUUUAAACCAUAUGAAUAUAAUGCUUAUUUUAAAAUGUAAACAAAGUAGGGAGUUUCAGAAUUCACCUUGCUAGAUGUUCUCCAGUGUAACUGCCUGGUUCACAAUUUCACCAUUGGAAAAUUGCCCCUUCCUGCCUGGCAGGGUGGGUGCUGGGCCAAAGAGAGCGAAUUGCAUUGCUUCUCCUGGAAGUAGGGAACCUGGAGCCCAUGCAUGGACCUGACUGGGUUUGCGUCAGUCACAAGGAUGGACGGGAGAAAUCCUCAUGCUCUGAAGGCAGGAGGUCCAGAGUAGCCUGGCUUCUGGCCUUCCUAAAGUCGGCUGGUUCACUUCUUGGAUUUGCCAGUAUUUUCUUUCCAAAAACCUUCCCUUUUGGCUUACCCUAGGCAGUUGCAUUCCACCAUUUGCAGCCAGAGAACUACUCUGAAGCAGGGUGAGUGGUAGAGGGAGUGAGUGAAUCCCCCGGAGCAGUUCAUCAGCCCCAACGUUGCAACCCCUCAUAAGCCAAGAGGAGGCUUAGGAAUGUAGGAUGUGAACAUGCAGAGGUUUUUACUCACACUCAACUCCCCAGGCUGUAUUGCCCAUGAGCCCAAUGUUUUCUGGUUUCUGGCUCAGCUCCCAAUCUCAAACAAGGUGUAGAGAAGUACUUAAGUCACCCCUCUGACUUAGAUAAAUGCACCUUUGCAGAGACUCUCACUAAGCUCUGCCUUGGUCUGUCUUGUCCGAGAAAUGGGGAUGUUCUGGCCCACUGUUUUUCAGAUGAUGGUCAGGGAGCCCCAUGGGUUCCGCUGACAUGCAAGGUCAGGGUAGGAGAGGAUGUGUUUAGGGCUCAGUACUUCCCUAGAUCCCCAAUAAGUACAUCAUCUACUGCUCGCUUUGCAAGCACAGCUUAAAGACAAGUUCCUUAACCUCCAAACUAGCUCCUAAACGACCUUUUCAACAUUGACUUGAGAGGCAUCCAAUUGUCAAAGCCAGGAGGACUUGGCUCCAGCCAACAGUAUCCCCUGAGCCAGGCCUGGGGCCCAGUGACUUCAAGUAGGGCUUGUGCUUAUUUAUUAGAUAUGACCUCUCAUGGGUAGCAGAACUUGCUGUAUUUGUUCUCUUUGGGCCCAGUUGCCAAGUCAGUCUGUCAAGGUUAAAACCCCUCCAGUCCCAGGGAUUGGCUGUCUCCUGGUGCAAAGAUGCCUGGGGACGGGCUGGAGGUAUCCAAGGGGCCUAAUUCAAGUAGGAAGCUGCAGUUGCUAAGCCAGCAAAGCUGGUGCCAGGCUGGAGGUGGGGAGGCGAGUGCUGUGAGGUGCUGGGAUCUGGGAAUCAGGGAGGCCUGGGUGGUACCUGCCAAGGCUGAUUUCCUUCUGGCAGCUGGGGAUCAACUGGAAGCUUUCUUCUGGACUUGAAGGGAGCAGAAGAGCUGCCUCAGCUGUUUUUUCCGAUCGUUGACGCAGCCUGGAAAGGAAGUGGGGUGUUGGCUGGAAUGACCUGUGCUUGGGAGAAGUUGAGUGCACUCCCUGCUGGCAAGAGGGGACAGCAGGCGUCGGGCAAUCACACACAGCCUGUGGUUUAUACUCUGGCUCCAUUCCUGAACUGCCAUGGCCCUCAAGCAGAUCAUUUACCCUUUUCAGCAUGAGUCUUCUCAUCUGUAAACCAGGAUACUACUGCCCACCUUAUGGAGUGAACAUGAGGACUGGGGGCUUACCUCAAGCCGGAGACUGCUCCAGAUGCUGAAUGUGGAUGGAUUUGUUUAGCCCUCAUGGGAAUGACGUGUAGAAGAGAAAAUGGGCUCAGAGAGGUUAAAUCAUUUGAGCCCAGGCUACCUGGUGCCAGAGCCACACUCUUAACCACUACCCCACACUGUCACUCCUGGCUUUGCUCAGUGAAAAUGCAUUUAAAGCUAGCACCAUGCCUAGUACCUCAUAGCUGCCCAGUACAGCCUCAUGGAAGUAUGUCCCAGGCAGUCCGUACUGAAGCUGCUGUGAGCUGCUGAGACGUUAAUUUCAGGACAUUCAUGGUGCUACAUGUUGGAUGUUUGCUCUCAGAGCUGAUCCUUGAGGUGACUCUGUGGUCAUUUAAUCUCAUGCCAGGCACAUUGAUGGCACUCAGAAAUGCUUGAAUGACUGAAAUCUCUGUGGCCACUAGUACUGACCUGGGGCUAUCUGCCAUGUUUCACAUCCCCCCAAAACUUGUCCCUGCUUCCCAGGCACGCACUCACUCAGCCAUUCACCGAACUGAGACCUUACUAUGCACAUCCCUCAGGAUUUUCCAGUGAGUUCCAUGCAGCCCAAACUUAAACUGUAUUUCGCUCAUUCAUAACUCCCAAUUCUCGUCCAGUGCAAACUUCUUGGAGUUCUAGACUCAUCUCUUGAGUUAUCUGCUGACCCUUUCACCUGGAUGUCCCUAACUCAGUUCAUCAGUACUCUUCCUAGCCAGCUACCCUUGUGUUUAUCACCAUGAACCCAAACACUUGAAACAAAUAGUUCUAGAGACCUCUAAAAGCACUGGCUGUCCUAGCCUGGUCAACAUAGCGAGACUUUGUCUCUAUGGGAAAAAACACCCACUCACAAAUAAAAUUAGCCAGGUGUGGUGUGUGCCUGUAGACCUAGCUACUUGGGAGGCUGAGGCAGGAAGAUUGCUCGAGCCUGGGAGUUUGGAGUUAGUUGCAGUGAGCUAUGAUCGCACACUGCACUCCAUCCUGGGUGACACAGCAAGACGCUGUCUCUAAAAAAUAAUAAUAAAACAGUGGCUCUCAACUUGGGCUGCAUAUUGGAAUCACCUGGGAGCUUUAAAAGCUACUGAUGCCCCCACACCAACCAUCUCUUUAUCUGGCAGGCAUCAGUGGUCUUUAAAGCUCCGAGGUGAUUCCAAUAUUCGGCCAAGGUAGAGAACCGCCGCUCUCCAUCUUUGCUACUCGAAUGGGGGUCCAGGAAAUAAUGUGCAUUGAUAUCUGAGGUGCACUGUUAGCAAAGAUGGCUGCAACAAUUCCAUUCCUAUAUGCACACCUCUGUGCAACGUGACUUGGCUAAUCCUCUCAACAGGUGGAGUCUAUUUUCUUACCUAGUGACUGGGCUAGACCAGAAAAUUGCUUUGACUCUAGCAGAAUGACUUAUGGGACUUCUGAGUCUGGGAAGCAAAAGGCUUUGCAGUGUCUUUUCUCAGCUUAGAACCCCGAGUCUACCACGUGAAGAAGCCAGGGCUAGACUGCUGGAAGAUGACUGGCCAUGUGGAAAGAGAGGCCCAACUGACAGCCAGUAUCAACUCCCCACACCUAUGAAUGAGGCUGUGGUAGGCCAUCAAGUCUCAGUAAAUCUGCCAGGUGCCUGCAGCCCUAUGAGUGACCCCAGUAGAGACCUGAAGAAACACGAGCAAAUAAGUAGUAGUUUUAAGCUGCUAGGUUUGGGGAGGGCUUAUUACACAGCAAUGGUUAAUCAAUAGAGCGUCACGCAGGAACUUGUUGGAAAUACCAUCAUAGGCCCCACCCUAGAACUAGAGUCACAAUCUGUAGUUUAACAAGGUUUCCAAGUGAUUGUAUGCCCAUUAAGAGUGUUGUUUAGUCAUCCAGAGCCUUACACAUUUAGAAAACUCAACAGCCCAUAGAAAAAUGGAAAAAUGGUAUGGACAGCUUACAAAAGAAGAAAUGCAAAUACAAAAAAAAUGAAACCUCACCAGUAAUCAAUGGAAUGCACAUAAAACAACAAUGAGUCAGUAUGUUUUGCCUCACCAGUUGGCACAGAUUUUUCUGAAAAUUCACAUCUGGCAAAUUAAUAUACUCUUUCUGGAAAGCAGUUCGGUUGUAAUAAGCCCAUCCCUUUGGCCCAAUAAUUGUACUUCUAGGAAUCUGUCCUCAGGAAAUGGCCAGAAUCUCAGCCAAGCUUACUGUGAAAGGGUGUUCAUCAUGGUAUUAGUUAUAAAGGUAGCACAUGCAGUUGUGCUGAAUGUCCAGUCAUAAGAAAUUGCUUUAGUACAUUUUGGAAUAUGCACAAACUGAAAGAUUUUGCAGCCAUAUGGUAAUUUUUUUUUUUUUUAACUCUGCCAAGAGGCAGGAGAGUCUAGCAGUCAAGCACUCAGGUUUUGGAGCCAGGCAGAUGGGACUUUGCAGCACGGCUCACCGCUUAUGACCAAGACCUUCAUUCAGCAAGUUACACAGCACCUGGAGAUCAUUUCCUCAUCUGUAAAAUGACAAUGCAAGCUGCUGAAAGAUAACAUGAGAUAAUGUACGUAAAAGAUUUCAUAUGGACUGGACCAAAAAGUGCAUUCAAGAGGGAGGCUCUUAUUAAUAUGCUUGAAUGAAAAAUGCCACGUGGGAAAGUGGGACUUGAAACUCUAGCCCAAUGCCAAUUUUAUAAAAGAAAAAGUAUGAAUAUAUGUAUUUUUUAAGAACUGGAAGGAAAUACACCAGAUUGUUAAAGAUG
Messenger RNA from Callithrix jacchus (white-tufted-ear marmoset), 6289 nucleotides. RefSeq names its product p53 and DNA damage regulated 1 (gene PDRG1). Gene Ontology annotation, biological process: protein folding. The record is from RefSeq and is a predicted model, not a curated record. Gene Ontology annotation, cellular component: prefoldin complex. Lineage: Eukaryota; Metazoa; Chordata; Mammalia; Primates; Cebidae.